Messenger RNA from Theobroma umbraticum, 3184 nucleotides. It is a transcript of the gene UBP17, whose product is annotated as ubiquitin-specific protease 17. Gene Ontology annotation, biological process: protein deubiquitination. The record is from RefSeq and is a predicted model, not a curated record. NCBI's taxonomy places the organism in Eukaryota, Viridiplantae, Streptophyta, Magnoliopsida, Malvales, Malvaceae. Gene Ontology annotation, molecular function: cysteine-type deubiquitinase activity. Gene Ontology annotation, cellular component: cytosol; nucleus.
AGAAACCCCCGUAAAAAUUAAUAAUAGCAAACGGUCAAAUUUGCUUUCUCUCUUUCAGAUCCGACCAGAUGCUCAAAUCCUCUCCUCACCCUAACCACCGCCUAAAUUUCCCAUUUUGCCCCUCCAACCACCAGCACUGUCACCGCCAGCGUCGUCGUCGCAGAAAUCUAUGUGUAACAAAGCCACCAUCAUCCUAGGUUUUCUCUGUUCAGGACUGGUCCUCGGCGCCGGCUAAAUAAAGUGGAAUAGAAUAAAAUCUUAAAUAAAAAAUGCUGGUUCCUGGAUUUCUGGGUUUCAACGGCGUCUUUUUGUUGUCGUUGCUAGUUGUUUUUCUGGUAAUCCGGCAUAAGUUGAGGAAUGCGGCAGCAAGGAAAGAGGAGGUUACGAGGUUGCUCGAAAUGGUCUCGCAUGAAGCCGCCAUGGUGGAGGUUCAAGCCACCGGCGAGUACGGUUACUAUCCCAAGUACCAGUGUACUGUUUGCUUUGCCCCUACUACCACGCGCUGUUCUCAGUGCAAAUCUGUUCGUUACUGUUCUGGUAAGUGUCAAAUAAUUCACUGGAGACAAGGCCACAAGGAUGAAUGUCGCCCCCCAACUGAUUUUGCAGUAACAAAACAGUGUGCAAUUCACUGUAAUGAUUCUGAGGUGGAAAGUAUAUUUAAGACAGCAUCUGACACUUCAUCACUGGUAGAAGAUGAUGACAUUGAUGGUAAUCUAAAGCCUAAUGCAGAUGCCAAAGCAACACAUAAUGGUUUUGCUCCACCCAGUUCCUCAUUGUUAGCUGGUGUCAGUCCAUCUGGUGCCAGUAGUGAAUCCUUGGUUGAUGUUUCUCCCAGCAGGACACUUCUGUCUGGCCCUAAUGACAAGCUCGGGAGGCAACUUUCUGAUGAUAUUGCCACUGCUAUAUCUAGAAGUAAGGCUGCUGCUAAGAAGAUGGAAGAAGCUAUCUCACCUUCUUCAGAGUCUAAUUUGACCUAUUCUGUAAAUAAUCUGAGUAAAUUAAAUAAGAAGAAAUCCACUCAUAACACUGAAGAGGUUGAAUUUCAAAUGCCAUUUGCUAAGGGCAAUAAUCUCAUGUCUGAUGAUGUCCAUCCUGCAAAAUCUGUCUAUAAGAAGUCAACAGUAGCAGUUUCAUCUGAAAUGUUAGUUACUGAUGUAUCCAAGAAAAGUAACUUAACAUCCCUGAGCCCCUCAUGGCCUAAAACUGUACCUAAUGAUAGGGAAGAUGAUUUGCAACCUUAUGAAACCAAACCUGUCAAAACUUCCUCAUGUAGUGCUUCUGAUGAUCAUUCAUCUUCAGCUGCUGGAGGGCAUUCUGUUCCCAGUUCUAAGUUGGGCUUGCCGGCAAAAAGUAGUGCUACCCCUACUUUGCCACAGACUGGUAGUAAUGGCUUAAAAACAUCAAUGCGGAAGGUUGUACAGCAGUUUAAAGCCUCCAAACAGUCGAAGUCCUAUCUUUUUGGUUUUGGUAAUGAGUUUAAUGUAAAACACAAUUACAAGAUAAUCUUUCCAUAUGAACUAUUCAUGGAACUUUACUCUUAUGAUGCGGUGGAACUAUGCCCAUUUGGCCUUAAUAAUUGUGGGAACAGUUGUUAUGCUAAUGCUGUGCUUCAGUGUUUGGCUUUUACUCGGCCACUUACCUCAUACCUUGUCAGAGGGCUACACUCUAGAGCAUGUCGAAAAAAAGAGUGGUGCUUUAUUUGUGAGUUUGAGUGUUUGAUUUUGAAGGCAAAGGAAGGGGAGUCCGCUUUGUCACCAAUCAGGAUAUUAUCCAAAAUACAAAAAAUUGGAAGUCAUCUUGGUCCUGGGAAGGAAGAGGAUGCCCAUGAAUUUUUGAGGUAUGCUGUUGAUGCCAUGCAAUCUGUUUGCCUCAAGGAAGCAAGGGCUGCAGGUCCUCUGGCAGAAGAGACGACUCUAGUUGGCCUAACUUUUGGAGGUUACCUUCAUUCUAAGAUAAAGUGCAUGAAGUGCCUUGGUAAAUCUGAGCGGUAUGAGAGGAUGAUGGAUCUAACUGUUGAGAUUGAUGGGGACAUUGGAAGUCUUGAGGAGGCACUUGCACAGUUUACAGCUACAGAAAUCUUGGAUGGAGAGAACAAAUAUCAUUGCAGUAGGUGUAAAUCUUAUGUCAAAGCAAGAAAGAAGUUGACAGUAUUAGAUGCGCCUAAUAUUCUCACCAUUGUUUUAAAGCGGUUCCAGUCUGGUAACUUUGGGAAGUUAAAUAAGUCAGUUCAAAUUCCUGAGGUCCUUGAUUUAGCCCCAUAUAUGAGUGGAACAAGCGAUAAGGCUGCAGUGUACAAUCUCUAUGCUGUGGUUGUUCACUUGGAUGUUAUGAAUGCUGCCUUUUCGGGACAUUAUGUGUGUUAUGUGAAGAGUUUCCAUGGGGAGUGGUUCAGGAUUGAUGACAGCACAGUAAUACCAGUGGAGCUGGAGAGGGUCUUACUUGAAGGGGCGUACAUGCUCCUCUAUGCGAGGCGCUCUCCAAGGGCCCCUGCUUUGGUAAGAAACAAUCUUGAGUGUCAUGGUGUGAGGUUCAAGAAAAGGAAUUUGGAAGCUGUUCCUUGUACCCAUAAUACAUCCAAGACGAGAUCUGACUCUAAUUUUACAAGGUUGGAUCCCUCUAUAGCACAGCGGAAGCAUAAGUAUCCUUCUGAUGCUUCAACCCGAAAGCACUUGUCUGAUCAAGAAGAUUGGAGGUUUCAUUCAACGCAAAGAACUCCUCCAGCUGAUUCAUCGAGUGAGAGUUCUUCCAUCUUCAGCGGCUCAGAUGCAAGCUCUUGCAGCACAGCAAGCACCAAGGACUCUUCAAGGAGUGAAGACUUCUCUGAUUAUUUAUUUGGUGACAUGGGACCCGAAUGGUACAGCCAAUAUGGGAUUUCAUCAGAUUCAGGGGCGGAGAUAGAUUGCCGUGAUCGGUGGCUGGAGAGGGAUGGGAACUCCACAUUUUUGUACGCUGACUCAAGUAGACAUCGUAGGAAUAGUAACAGUAGAGCAUCUGAUUUUGAGCAAGUCGGCUGGUCUAAUCCUUUUGAUGUAAGAUCAUCCGGUAUUUCGUUGAGGAGAGCAAGCGUCGAUGGAUCAUCUCAAACGUUUUAUUGAGGUUUGAGUUGACAUAAAAUCGAGCUUUCAGUUAUUUACUUAUUGUUAUAAUUCAAAAAGCAGUAAUCAUCAUUUUUUUCUCCAUAAAA